[Torrubiella] hemipterigena is the source of this 3047-nucleotide messenger RNA. The record is from the annotation of a GenBank genome assembly. Lineage: Eukaryota; Fungi; Ascomycota; Sordariomycetes; Hypocreales; Clavicipitaceae.
CUGGAAGCUGGGCUAGGCUGCGAAUGGAAGGCCGCGGGGGCCAGUAAUGCACAUCAUUACGUGGUGGUAUAGCGAGUUGCUGAGUUUGGAGAUAUCCAAUGGGGUAGGUAGUAUCGUGUGAGGAACUUUGGAUCGCGGGGCGGACGACCAAGGCACAAACGCCGCUAAGCGAGGGCAUGAAUCCACCGUAUUGUUGGUGGGUUUGAACAACCGGCAAUAAUGUCGUCCCCCACAAUGGCUUCACUUAUCAAACUCGGGCGGUCUAAUAUCAUCGAUCGCAGCUAUAAAAGACAACAGCCCGGGCCUGCUAUUUCGACAGCUUCUUCUCUUCAGCCAGCCCUCCCAACUUCAGUCUAAUUAUUUCUUAUACCCUCACAUUAUCCCUGACAGCCAUGAAGGUGGCUGCUAUUUUUCUCUCGGCCUUUGUGGCUGCCGCACUUGGCAUGCCCGCCGACUACGUUCAGCACGAGAACAUUGGCAACGCUCCUCACUUGAUUAAGCGUGCCGGUGCUGCUCUCGAUAAUGUCGUCCCGGUUCGCAUUGCCCUGAAGCAGAACAACUUGGACAAGGGCAUGGACCUCCUAAUGGACGUUUCCGACCCCGACUCUGCCAACUAUGGCAAGCACUGGACUGCCGAGCAAGUUGCUGAGAAGUUUGCUCCGGCCGAGGGCUCCGCCGACGCCGUCACCAAGUGGCUUGUCGAGGCUGGUGUUCCCGCCGCCUCCAUCAAGAUCCCCAAGUCCAAGGGCUGGGUCGAGUUCCAGAGUACCGUUGGCAAGCUCGAGAACCUUUUGCACACAAAGUACAACGUGUUUGAGAGCCGUGACACCGCCAAGCAGUUCCUCGGUACUGAGAAGUACAACUUACCUGCUGCUGUGGCUGACCACGUUGACUUCGUCUCCCCUGGUGUUGCCAUGUACAAGAUGAGAAAGGUGGAGGGUAACCCCAUCCGCAAGAACCGUCCUUCAAAGCCUUUGUCGGCUGAUACCAUUGCCAAGCUCCAGUCGCAGGGCCAAUCCUCUGACUGUGGCACUAUUAUAACACCUGCUUGCAUCAAGGACAUGUACAAGAUUGCCGAUGCGCCAACUACCGCCAACCCCAACAACAAGUUGGGUAUGUUUGAGGACAGCGACGAAAUGUACAGACAGUCGGACUUGGACAUCUUCUACAAGAACUACGCUCCCAACAUCCCCAAGGGUUUCGGGCCCAAGGUUGACCUGCUGAACUUUGGCAGCUCCAAGCCCAACCCCAACUCGGCUGUAGGCGAGGCUGCGCUUGACUUUGACAUGGUUUUCCCCAUCAUCUACCCCCAGGGCUCUGAGCUCUACCAGAGCAAGUCGCAGUCCCAGGAUCUGUUCGACCACUUCCUUGACGCCAUUGACGGCUCUUUCUGCGACGGCGAUGACACCAGCAUCGACGGCAGCUCCAGUGGCCGUGCCUGCGGUACCUUCAAGCCCUCCAACGUCUUCUCCUUCUCCUACGGUGUUGAGGAGGGUACCUGGCCCCUCAAGUACACUCAGCGCCAGUGCAAUGAGUUCAUGAAGCUCGGUCUUCAGGGAAGCACUAUCGUUUUUGCCUCUGGCGACGGUGGUGUUGCUGGUGGUCACGGUGGCCGCUGCUCCGGCGAUGGCUCCGUCUUCACCGGCAUCGUCCACGGAGGCUGCCCCUACGUGACCUCUGUCGGUGCUACUGAGCUUCCUUCUGGUAGCAACGCCGGUGACCCUGAGCACGUCGCCUUCACCCAGUUCUCCCCUGGUGGUGGUUUCUCCAACUACUAUGUCCGUCCCGACUACCAGAACGACGCCGUCUCUAGCUUCUUGGCCAACCAUGCACCUUCGUUCCAGGGCUACAACAACACCGACGGCACCAUCCCCGCCGACGGCAGCAACGGUGUCUACAACAUGGCAGGCCGUGGCUUCCCCGACAUUUCGGCUAUUGGCAACAACGGCGCCUAUGUUUUCAACGGUCAGCCCGGCACCAACGGCGGUACUUCCAUGUCUGCCCCCGUUGUCGCCGCCAUGUUCAACCUCAUCAACGAGAACCGCCUGGCUGCUGGUAAGAAGACUAUUGGCUUUGCCAACCCUGCCCUCUACAAGAACACUGCCAUGUUCACCGACGUCACCAUCGGCGGUAUGGCCAAGGACGACUCCGCUGCCUGCAACGGAAACAGCUUCGAUGCUACUCCUGGCUGGGAUCCCGCCUCUGGUCUUGGUUCUCCCAAGUACCCCGAGAUGAGCAAGUACUUUAUGAGUCUCUAAGUGCUUGGCGUUUGGCUAUAUAAUGAACGCGGUCGAACCCACAAACAAAAACAAAAGGAAAAGAAAGAAACUCGUCAUGCACAGCAAACAAGUAAAUGAUUAUGAGAAGAAAUGAGGGGCAAGGUCUCUGGCACUAGGCACGUGCCAAAAACAGAGACGGUGUUUAAUAUGCCACCACGAUACAUAUGCUGUACAUAGUAUAAUGAAAAUCCACGUAUUUAGUCAAAUUUCCCAUUUGGUAUCUUAAACGGCCCAGAUCAAGUCAGUGUCGAUCCCCCUGAUGGCCUGAUUCCUCGGCAUGGGCCUAGUUUUCCCACAAACAUCUUUAGCCGUGCGCCAUAUCUAUCUCUGCCAAGAUGACGUAGCAGGCACAGCAUCACGGCACUGAUAUAUCCGCGUGUAUUCAGCCAAUAUUAUCUUGUAACAUCUUUGCUUCUUUUUUCUUCAAUAUCUAUACCAAAACUCAUUAAACCCGUGCUCCUGUAAUUACACGUAUCGGAAGAUUUCCAAGACACGACGCGCUCUGCAAACAGCACGACUGGAAUGCGGUAAGCCUGAUGCCUCUGAAACCCGACCAUCAGCAUCGCCGGGCCUGCUCGCCUGUUUCUAUUUCUGUCUCACAAAGGGAAAAGAAAAAGGCGAGACCCUUUUUUUUUUUCCCUUUCUGUUCCCGUCACGGUGUGCGGACCGCAGCCAGCCGGGCCGGGCACUUAGUUACUUAGUCACGACAUCGUCAUGCCCUCACGCAAAAAAGAAAAAAGACCCUGCGCCUCUUUCCUUUGCCGGCUA